Saccostrea echinata is the source of this 1617-nucleotide messenger RNA. RefSeq lists its product as uncharacterized. The record is from RefSeq and is a predicted model, not a curated record. Gene Ontology annotation, cellular component: nucleoplasm; chromatin. NCBI's taxonomy places the organism in Eukaryota, Metazoa, Mollusca, Bivalvia, Ostreida, Ostreidae. Gene Ontology annotation, molecular function: ubiquitin-protein transferase activity; zinc ion binding. The coding region runs from base 42 to 1475 and encodes 477 amino acids. Gene Ontology annotation, biological process: positive regulation of DNA-templated transcription. The transcript is spliced from 2 exons.
GUACCAAAUAAAAUCAGAGAAAAGUGGGAAUAUUUCAAAAUAUGGAUGAGGAAUUGUAUCGCGAAUUUACUUGUCCAAUUUGUGCCGACAUUUUCACUAAUCCUAAAGGUCUUCCCUGUCUCCAUUCUUUCUGUAGAGAAUGUCUACGCGUCUAUAUCACUAAACAGCAGGAAAAUAAAACAAGAAACUGUGAGUUCUCAUGUCCAGUAUGCCGACAUAAUGUUGUUCCGUCCGAUGUUCGGAAACCUGUGGAAGACUGGGUGGACCAGUUCCCGAGCAAUCAUCAAAUCAUUAGUCUUAUGGACAUCAUGAUUCCGAAGAGAAAUGAUAAACCAUGUAGACUUUGUUUAAAACGUGAGAUCAACUCAAAAGCAGUAAAUCUGUGCCGGACAUGCCAAGAGGAGUACUGCGCCGACUGUUCAAGGUUUCACCUGCUUCUCAAGGCCACUAAAGGCCAUAGGCUCUACCCACUAGAAACUAUAUCUCCACCAUCUAGGACUUCUACCGCGGUAACGACUUUGUCUCUUCCUGAAGACCAAUGUGACUUAUUCGAGUACAAAAUCGAAUGCACAAGUUGCCAACAACUAAAUGUUACCUCAGAGACGGACAAUGCAGAGGCUUGGAUAACGGGUGCAAUCUUUUUGGAAGACGACAAAAUCCUUAUGGCAGACAACAGAAAUUUGAAAUUAAAACUGUUCUCUGCAGAUUUUAAAUUUAUAACUGAAGAUGAUUCCUUUAAGCCAUAUGAUUUAACAUUGAUGGAUAAUGAAACUGCUGCAGUUAGUGAUUCGGGUUGUGUCAGGUUUUGUACUGUAGAAAAUAAUUCAUUAAAAUUGACAAAAACUUACAAUAAUGACUGGAAAAUUUAUGUGCCGAAAAUUAUAUCAUUAUCUGGUUACUGUAGGGGAAUAUGCUCCAGUCAAAGUAAAUUAGCCGUGUGCUCUGGUAAGGAUUUGGACAAACGAAUUAUUAUCCAGGAUACAGACAUUGUUCGCUAUAUAUGGCAGGACAUUGAUGGAAAGAGUCUGUUUAGAGAGCCCUGGUACUGUGUGAUGAACGAAGCUGGGACUCUCAUCUUCGUGGCUGAUGGGGUGGGGAUGGAAGGGCAUGUGAUCUGCGUCACCACACAGGGUCGGUUCCGGUGGAAACACAAAUUCGAAAUGCCGAGAGGUUUAUGUAUCUGUGGAGAUCAUCUUUUUGUUGCAGACAUGAAAGACAAUAGUAUUAAGGUGAUAUCAUUUGAUGGAGAAGAAGUAAAAACUUUGCUAACAAAGGAGGACGGUAUUCAGCGCCCUCAGUGUGUGGCUAUCAACAGGACAGGGGACAAACUGCUGGUGUCAUCGUGUCCUCCCUACCACAACGACUAUGUGUCUAUAUUUGAUAUGACCUACAAAAAGAAGGAAAAAAAGAAACCGAUAUCUGUCAGAUCUUCUGUUGGGGUACAAAGACAAAGUGAACUCUGUUCUGUCAGUUGAGACCAUCAUCUGUCACUUUCACAAUUAAGAGAAACAAUUUGCAAUGUAGUAUUUAUGAAAUAUACAUGUAUUUGAAAGGAAAAUAUUUGUUACCUUUACAUUGUUUGCUGAUGAUUAUUCCCUCAGAACACUCCUCAGAAAA